AUAACGCCAAUUUGAAGCAACUGCAUUAUAUAAUACAUUUUAAAAAGAAAAGAAUCAACUGUAAGGUAUCUUCACAUUAGAAUAUUGAAAGCAAGCUUGGACUUUUACCAAGUCAACUAACACAACCCACCCCCGAAAUACCGAAGACAGAAGAUUGAUAAUUUGUGAUAUAUGGAGUAGUUUGAAACGUCUCGACCUACCAAUUCAGGUAUUGGAAGGAGAUGAAACUGAUCCUACUAUUCUGUGCCUCACUCUGGUUGUGUUCCACUUUCAGCAAUUCACAAAGGAGCGUCCAUAAUCGCACUUCUAACUUCCAAGUGGGAGUGAUUCUUGAUUUGAAGUCAGUGGUCGGAAGUAUGUGUCUAAGCUGCAUGUCCAUUGCCCUCUCUGAUUUCUAUUUGAUUCACAGCAACUACUCGCCGAGGCUGUCUCUUCAUGUUAGGGACUCUCAAGGACAAGCCAUUGAAGCUGCUGCUGCUGGUCUCAAUUUGCUGAAAGAUAUCAAGGUAGAUGCAAUCUUAGGUCCUCAGAAAUCAGCUCAAGCCAACUUUCUGAUGGAUCUUGGAGACAGAGCUCAGGUCCCCAUAAUUUCUUUUUCUGCAACAAGUCCUUCUCUUCAUACUCGAACUCCUUACUUUGUUCAAGCUGCACAAGGCGAUGACACUCAAGUUGGCGCCAUUGCUGCCAUAGUUAAAACCUUCCAGUGGAGUCAGGUUGUUAUGAUAUUUGAAGACUCAGAAUAUGGUAGUGGCAUUGUUCCCUACUUAUCUAAUGCAUUCCAAGAUGUGAAUGCUCACAUUUCAUAUAAAAGUGUUUUUCCUGUUUCGGCAAGUGAUGAAUUUAUACUCAAAGAGCUAUACAAGAUGAUGACUUUACAAACAAGGGUGUUUGUGGUCCACAUGUCACAUACACUUGGCGCCAGACUCUUUCUGAAAGCCAAAGAAAUCGGAAUGAUGGAGAAGGGCUAUGCCUGGAUCAUCACCAGUGGACUAAUGGAUUUAGCCUACUUGAUGGAUUCUGAUGUUGCUGAAGCAAUGCAAGGGGUAUUAGGUGUGAAACCUCUUACACCAAAAUCUGAACAGCUCCGGUCUUUCUCUAAUAGGUUGAAGAAAAAGUCCCUUGAGAAAAGUCCUGGCAUCGGACGAGCAGAUUUGAGCGUUUUUUGCCUGUGGGCAUAUGAUACUUUGUGGGCACUGGCUAUGGCUGCAGAAAGAGUUGGAUUGAAAGAGCCACCGAAAACUUUAGAGAAUUCAACUGUUAAUCUCAAUGUUUCAAACCUUUUCAAUUUUGGGAACUCAGAAGUCGGCCCAAAACUUCUAAAAGCAAUAUCAGAGACCAAAUUUGAGGGGCUUUCAGGGAAGUUUCGCCUUUUAAAUGGCAAGAUGGAGUCAUCAUCUUAUCAGAUAAUUAAUGUGCUUGGGAACGGACAGAAGGAAGUAGGAAUAUGGAAUCCAUCUCUUGGAAUAAGGAGGGAACUGAAUUGGAACACCACAACUCAUGAUACAAGCUCAAGGGAAAAUAUGAGGAGUAUCAUAUGGCCUGGUGAUUCAACAGUCGUGCCCAAGGGAUGGGAAGUUCCAAUGUCUGGUAAAAAGCUAAGAAUUGGAGUGCCAGUGAAAGCUGGUUUCACGGAUUUUGUGAGAGUAGUAAAGGACACUCAGGUCAAUGCCCACAUUAUCAGCGGAUUCUACAUAGACGUGUUCAAAUCUGUCAUGGAAGCGUUGCCAUAUUCUGUGCCAUAUGAGCUUGUUCCCUUUGAAAAUCCUGAUGGCUCUAGUGCAGGGACUUAUAAUGAUCUUAUUUACCAAGUGUUUCUUCAGAACUAUGAUGCUGCAAUUGGAGAUAUAACUAUCACAGCAAACAGAUCAAAAUACGUGGACUUCACGUUGCCAUUUGCAGAAGGAGGAGUUAUUAGCAUCGUGCCAAUCACGUACGAAGAUGUCAAUGAUAUAUGGGCUUUCCUAAAGCCCCUAAAGAAAGAACUUUGGCUAACAAGUAUAGCAUUUUUCUUUCUUACGGGUCUGGCGGUCUGGAUACUUGAACAUAGGGUGAGCUCUGCCUUUCGAGGUCCUCCUUCUCAACAUGUUGGCAUGAUCUUCUACUUUCCCUUCUCAACACUAGUAUUUGCACAUCGUGAGUACUAA
Messenger RNA from Nicotiana tabacum (common tobacco), 2144 nucleotides. The record is from RefSeq and is a predicted model, not a curated record. NCBI's taxonomy places the organism in Eukaryota, Viridiplantae, Streptophyta, Magnoliopsida, Solanales, Solanaceae.